Molecule: messenger RNA, 5293 nt
Organism: Monodelphis domestica (gray short-tailed opossum)
Lineage: Eukaryota; Metazoa; Chordata; Mammalia; Didelphimorphia; Didelphidae
Gene: CGN
Product: cingulin
Biological process (GO): microtubule cytoskeleton organization
Cellular component (GO): bicellular tight junction; myosin complex
Molecular function (GO): microtubule binding
Source: RefSeq, a predicted model, not a curated record
GGAUUCCGAGCGGCAACCUGGGGAAGAGAAACUAAUUGGAGGGCCUUUUCUAACAAGAUCCUUCUGCGCGGAGGUGACCGGGGCAGGGCGUUGGGCAGGUGCCAGGUGUGGGUGCCUGAGGGGAAGGAUGUGCCUCGGGCAUGGAGGAGCCCUCUAGGGACAAGAUUUCUCUCGACUUUGGGAGCAGCUCUGGGGCUUAAAACAAGGACUGGAAGUUAAGAGAGCGGAGAGGGACUGAAGAAAGCUCUGUCUCCCUGCCAUCCUGCUCCCGCUCUUCAGCCUUAGGAUCCCCAGAAAGACAGACAAACUGUUGCCUCCUCUCCUCCUUCCCCAGCUGUGUGGUCAAGGAUCCCCUCAUGUACAUGGAGCGGGCAACAGCCAUAGCAGAGCCCCGGGCACCGGUGGACCAUGGUGUGCAAAUUCGAUUCAUCACAGAGUCAACUGAUAGUACACAGUCAGCCUCCCUUCGUCGGGUUGGCCGUCGACCAGCCAAGGACUCUAGAGCUAGUUCUUAUGGUGUAGCAGUACGGGUUCAAGGCAUUGCUGGGCAACCCUUUGUGGUGCUCAACAGUGGGGAGAAGGGUACCGAUUCCUUUGGGGUACAGAUUAAGGGAAAUGGUAGCAGAGGAGCCCCUGAUUCACUGAGCUCAGACUCAGAGCUUCCUGAGAAUCCAUAUGGCUCACCUCGGAGGUUCGUUGGCUCCUAUUCCCAGGGCAGUACUUCCGAUGAGGAGCUUGGGACUGGGCAAAAGGACAAGCUUCAACGUUCCCAUUCCCAUGCCUCCUUGUUGAAUUCUGCUCCUGUGGGCCCACGUGUCCUAACUGGCAGCCUAUUAGAAUUAACCCCUUCAAUUGGUUCCUCUGGGAAUGCCAUUGACACAGCACCCCUGUCCUCAGUGGAUUCACUCAUUUGCAAGUUUGACCGCCAGGGGGCCCAAACAAGGGGUCGGUCUGGCUGCCGUGGGAGAAUCCUCUCUCCUGAUCGUCGAAAGCGGAGUCAGAGUUUAGACAGCCGAGUGCCUCGAAAUAUGGCAGAAGAACGUGAACGUGAGCAAGAGCACGAACGGGACUUCAGCAAUGCCUCAUCCCCUAACUCGAAGCAGAUCUGUACGAUAAGUGGUUUAAAUCAGGGCCAGGCGCCAUCAAAUGCAGUCAGCAAAUCCCGACAGACUCAGGAAUGGGUGUUUCAGAGCUUUGAGGAGCCCCGGGGGAGGACCCAGGACCCUGGCCUAAUGCAGUUCAAGUCAACCCCAGACCUUUUGAGGGACCAGCAAGAGGCCACAACCCCUGGCAGUGCUGAUCAUGCUAAAACUACCAUCUAUAAUAUUCUACGGGAGGGGAGUUUGGAAAGUGAGGCAUCUGUGAAGAGGAAGGUCAGCCUGGUGUUAGAACAGAUGCAAGCCCUGAUGCAGGGAAGUCCUUCCAGUGUCUCACAAGCCAUGGCAGUGCAUCGUGGGCUGAUACAGAAGAUAGAAGAGCUCCAGCAAAAGCUGGAUGAGGAGAUGAAGAAACGGCAGAAGCUGGAGCUCACUCAUGAACCAUCCCGUCUUGUGCUGGAACGACAGCUUGAGGAGAAGGUGGAAGAGUGCAUGCGACUACAGGAGAAACUGGAAAAGAAGAAGGCAGAGAUGCAGCGUAGCACUCAGGAGUUUCAGGACAUGAAGCUCCUUCUGGAUCAGGGUGAGCGACUACGACAUGGACUUGAAGACCAGCUGAAAGAGAUGCAAGACAGGCUACGGCAGGGACAGAACCCUGAUGCUGCAAAGGAGACCCUCUUAAAGGACCUGCUAGAGACCAGGGAGUUACUGGAGGAAGUACUAGAGGGGAAACAGAGGCAGGAAGAACAGCUCCGGCAACGGGAGCGGGAACUUACAGCUCUGAAGGGAGUCCUGAAGGAGGAGGUAUCCUCUCGGGACCAGGAGGUGGAACGUGUCCGGCAGCAGUGCCAACAGGACAUGGAACAACUGCGCCAAAGCGUGAAAGAUGCCUCCCAAGAUCAGGCCACCCUGGAGGCAGAAAGGCAGAAAGUGUCGACCCUCAUUCGGGGCCUCCAGAGGGAACUCCAAGAGAGUGCUGAGGAGACGGGGCAUUGGCAAGGCAUGUUCCAGAAAAAUAAGGAGGAGCUUCGAGGGACUAAGCAGGAGCUGUUACAGCUUCGGCUGGAGAAGGAAGACCUAGAAGAAGAGCUCAGGGAGCAAAUUGGGGUUCUGCAAAAGGACCUAGAGCAGGCCCGAACCAGUGCUGAGGACAAUCGUCAGGCUGAGAGCCUUAAGAAGGAACUGAAGCGGGCACAGGAAGAACUCCAGGACCUUCGAGAACAGCAGAGCCAGGAAGCUGCUGGGAAGAAUCGGGAGCGAGAACUGGAGAAGGAGCUAGAAGCCCUCAAGGAAGAGGCUAAGCGGGGAAAGGGGGCUGAGCAGCAGCAGCUCCAACUGCAUAAGAGCCUUCAGCAGCUUCGACAGGACUAUGAAGAGACUGCCAAGGCCAAGGCAAUGGCUGAAGCGGAGGUAACCAUGAUGGGACAGCGGCGGGCAGCAGUGGAAGCAACGCUACGUGAAACCCAAGAAGAGAAUGACGAGUUCCGGCGUCGGAUCUUGGGCCUGGAACAGCAGCUGAAGGAGGCCCGGAGCUUGGCUGAGGGUGGAGAGGCUGUAGAGGCAAGGCUUCGGGACAAGGUGCAGCGACUGGAGGCGGAGAGACAGCGAUUGGAGAAGGCCCUGAAUGCAUCUCAGGAAGAGGAGGAAUCACUGGCUGGGGCAAAGCGGAUGCUGGAGGGGCAGCUGGAAGAGGCACAAAGAAACCUCAUAAGAUUUGGGCAAGAGCAAAAGAUAUUAAACCGAGCCUUAGAGGAGGAAGGGAAGCAACGGGAAGUCCUUCGGCGAAACAAGGCUGAGCUGGAGGACCAAAAACGGUUGUUGGAUAAAACUGUAGAGAAACUCAACAAGGAGAUGGAGAAAAUUGGAGAGGAGUCACAGAGAGCACUAGGGGAGCUACAAGCCCAGCUGGAAGAAUACAAGGAGAAGGCACGUCGUGAUGUAGCAGGUGCCCAGCGCCAGGCCAAGGAGUGGGCCAGUGAGGCUGAGAAGGCAGCUGGAGGGCUGGGCCAGCUACAGGAAGAGGCCCAGCGGCUGCGCCAAGCUCUGCAGGCAUUGCAGGCUGAGCGAGAUACAGCCCUCCUGGACAAAGACCUGCUAGCUCAGAAACUACAGGGGCUGGAGAAAGAGACUGAAAGCAAAAAACGUUCCCAGGAUGACAAGAUCCGGCAGCUUAAGAACCUAGAGGAGAAGGUCUCACGCCUGGAGGCAGAGCUGGAUGAGGAACGAAACACUGUGGAGCUGCUGACAGAUCGAGUGAACCGUGCUCGAGACCAGAUCGACCAAUUGAGAGCAGAACUACUACAGGAGAGAUCCAGUCGGCAAGACCUAGAAUGUGACAAAAUCUCUCUGGAGAGACAGAAUAAGGACCUGAAGAGCCGACUGGCCAGCUUAGAGGGUUUCCAAAAGCCCAGUGCCAGCCUCUCUCAACUGGAGUUCCAGAACCAGGAGCUGCAGGAUCGACUUCAGACUGAAGAGAGGGAGAAGACACUUUUGCAGACCACAAACCGAAAACUGGAACGGAGAGUCAAAGAGCUUUCCAUCCAGAUUGAUGAUGAAAGACAGCAUGUAAAUGACCAGAAGGAUCAGCUGAGCCUUCGAGUGAAGGCCCUGAAGCGACAAGUGGAUGAGGCCGAGGAGGAAAUUGAACGGCUGGAUAGUUUGAGGAAGAAGGCCCAAAGAGAGCUGGAAGAGCAGCAUGAAGUCAAUGAACAGCUGCAGGCCCGAAUCAAGACACUGGAAAAGGAUUCCCGGCGCAAGGCUACCCGAUCAGCAGCUGAGGCAUCCCUCAAGCAUGAUGGGCUGAGCUCAGAUGAAGAAUUUGACAGUAUCUAUGAUCCCUCAUCCAUUGCAUCACUACUCACUGAGAGUAACCUCCAGACCAGUUCCUGCUAGCCAGUGGUCAGCAAGGAGACAGGCAGCCAAAUUGUAGAAGGUCCUUCCCUCCUCUUGCCCUAGUCUCCCUUUCCCUGGUCCACCAAAUGACCCUGCUAGAGGGAGGGUCUGGAUGGUGGUAAGAGGAAUUCCUGAGCAUGGGACAGAACACUGCUAGGGAAUGGAUUUUACUCCUCCCCAUAGGGGAGUGGGCUUUUCUGACCUGUCAAGCCUUUCCCCUCUCCUUCCCUCCAUGUGGACAAAGAGUUUGGGAAGGAGUGGAUAGGUAGGGGAGGAGGAAGAAAUUAAGAGAUUUAAACCAAUAGAGCUUGUAUUUUUUCAGCCUCCUUAUCCUAAGGCUCAGGGACAUUCCCCGUGAGAUCCCUUUACCCAUCCUUUUCCAGAUUGGGUAAGGAGGUUUGAGAGAAAGGACACAUUAUGGGCUAUGGACACGCUGGCGUGGUCCUGCCUGCUUUUCUUUUGCACAAUCCUGGGGGCCACUGGGGUACCCCCAUGCCUCUAGACCUUCCAUUUUACCUUUACCUGCUUUGAGCCAGCAGCUCCAAGGGACCACUUCUCUUUUUCCCAAUUGACAUGCUUCUUACCUUCCUCUCAGUGCCUUAGUUAGGGUGAGAAGAUGAGGUGGUUCUCCAAACACAUUCUCAUAGAGCCAUCAGGUUCCACUCAGUACUCAUCCUUGUUCCAGUUAAGAAGGUAAAACAAGGCAAACUCUCUUGGGGUAGAAACAAUGGAUGACUCUUCUGUUUUGUCUCCUGGUGAGAAGAGAGAGCUGAAAAAGGCCUGUGCUAGGGUAACAUUGUAUAGUGGGAAGGACUUAUUUUGUUCACAGGACUUCCCUCCUUCCCUUGGUGGUUGUUAUGAUUUGGUUGGGACCAGGGAACCCUGCCAGCUCUCUAAAUAAAUACAUUUAAAGAUCCACAGAUCAAGAACCUCCUUAGUUCUAAUGGUUCUACUCCAGCAUUCCCACAGACCUACUCUUGGCCUCAACAGGCAAUCCAAAGGUCUUGCAUUUUCUCAGAAGCCUGGCUCUUAAUGCUAGCUCCUGCCGCAAGCUGGGAAAUCUGACUUCAGAAUGGAAUGGGUGGAGGAAAUGAAGACCUCCAUCCUGACUUUGGCUUUUAAGGACCUAAGCAGCCCUCAUGAAUCAUCUCCAGUAGCCUUGGGGAGAGAAACAAGACUACACUCACCAAUGGCUUGUAAUUUUGUGAUUUUUGUACCUCUGUUCCUUGGGCAAAUCAUACGCCUCUUUCCCUCCAAUUUUUUCUUGAUUUUAUUUUAAAUUAAAUAUAUCUUUAUAUUGUGAA